GCGGGGGGACACGCGGGGAGCCGCAGCCACGGCGGGAGGGGCGCAGUGGGGGCGGACGGGGAGCCGGACCUGCCCUUCGGCGCCCACAGCCUCGCGGCCCUCGGAAUCCACAGCUGGGGAGGGGACCGCUCAGACCCCGCCCCUCAGCCCCCAGCCUUCCUCUCGCACCCCUCCCCCGCAUGCGCCCAGCUCCUCUCUGACCGCUCUGCACCCCGCGACUGAGCCCCCGGGAGUCCCCGGGUUUCGCCCUCCUGCCCGGCCGCGCUCCUUGUUGGUCCCACAGGCUCCUUCAGAAAGGGAGCUGGAGUCUGUGCCUGGCCAGGGGGAGUGGCGGGGCGGGGGGCACACAACUAGGAGGAGCCGGAGGGCAGCACUGGGGAUCUGACUAGCACAGACAUGCCAGUGUUCCCUGCAGACUCUGGAUUGCACGAAACCCUGGCCCUGCUGACUUCUCAGCUCAGACCUGACUCUAACCACAAGGAAGAGAUGGGCUUUCUGAGGGAUGUGUUCAGUGAGAAAAGCCUCAGUUACUUAAUGAAGAUUCAUGAGAAGCUCCGCUAUUAUGAAAGGCAGAGUCCCACCCCGGUUCUGCACAGUGCCAUGGCUCUUGCAGAGGAUGUGAUGGAGGAGCUGCAGGCCGCCUCUGUUCGAAGUGAUGAGAGGGAGCUGCUCCAGCUGCUGUCCACCCCCCACCUCAGGGCCAUGCUUAUGGUACAUGACACGGUAGCCCAGAAGAAUUUUGAUCCAGUCCUCCCCCCUCUGCCAGAUAAUCUUGAUGAAGAUUUUGAGGAAGAAUCAGUAAAGAUAGUUCGUCUGGUGAAGAACAAGGAACCCCUGGGAGCCACCAUUCGGCGGGAUGAGCACUCAGGGGCAGUUGUGGUGGCCCGGAUCAUGCGUGGGGGAGCUGCGGACCGGAGUGGACUGGUCCACGUUGGAGAUGAACUCCGAGAAGUGAAUGGGAUCACUGUCCUUCACAAGCGGCCCGAUGAGAUUAGCCAGAUUCUGGCCUCCUCCCCCAACAUCACACUGUCAACUGAUGGUUGGGAUACAGGGGACAGAAACAGGAUGGGAUCUGAAGAGAGGGGGCCUGUACCUCAUUGUAGGGGACUCUCAGUACAGGCACAGUCUCAGGGAUCCAUCACCCUGAAAAUCAUCCCAGCCACGCAGGAGGAGGAUCAUUUAAAGGAGAGCAAGGUGUUCAUGCGGGCCCUCUUCCACUACAACCCUCGUGAGGACAGGGCCAUCCCCUGCCAGGAAGCUGGCCUGCCUUUCCAACGUAGGCAGGUCCUGGAGGUGGUGAGCCAAGAUGACCCCACAUGGUGGCAGGCCAAGCGAGUGGGGGACACCAACCUGAGAGCAGGCCUGAUCCCCUCCAAGCAGUUCCAGGAAAGGCGACUGAUCUAUCGAAGAGCCACAGGCACCUUGCUGAGCCCCCAGAGCCUCAAGAAGCCCCUCUAUGAUCAGCCUUGUGACAAAGAGACCUGUGACUGUGAGGGAUACUUCAGAGGGCACUAUGUGGCUGGUCUUCGAAGGAGUUUCCGGCUGGGUAGGAGGGAGAGACCGGGCAUCCCUCAGGAAGGAAAGAUGCCUACAGGGGCAGAAUCUCCAGAGCUGCUGACCUACGAGGAAGUUACCAGGUACCAGCAUCAGCCUGGCGAUCGGCCACGCCUGGUGGUUCUGAUUGGAUCUCUGGGAGCUCGACUACAUGAGCUGAAGCAGAAAGUGGUGGCAGAGGACCCUCAACACUUUGGUGUUGCUGUUCCACAUACCACCAGGCCCCGAAAGAGCCAUGAGAAAGAGGGGGUAGAAUAUCACUUUGUCUCUAAGCAAGCCUUUGAGGCCGAUUUACAUCACAACAAGUUCCUGGAGCAUGGUGAACAUAAGGAAAAUCUGUAUGGAACCAGCCUGCAGGCCAUUCGGGCUGAGAUGGCCAAAAACAAAGUUUGUUUGGUGGAUGUUGAACCCGAUGCACUGAAACAGCUGAGAACCUCAGAGUUCAAACCCUAUAUUAUAUUUGUAAAGCCUGCAAUUCAGGACAUAAGGAAGACACCACCCAUGUCCCCAGCUUGUGGGGACACAGCAAUGCCACUUGAUGAGGAGCAGCAGGAAAUGGCCAUCUCUGCCACCUUCAUAGACGAGUGCUAUGGGCACCUGGUGGACGCCGUGCUGGUGAAGGAGGACCUCCAGGGUGCACACAGCCAGCUCAGAGUGCUCUUAGACAAGCUGAACAAGGACACUCACUGGGUACCUGUUAGCUGGGUCAGGUGACUCUCCCAGACAGUUUGGCUUGGAGGGGGCCCAGACCACCACUUAGUCCAGUCUCCAUCCACUAUGUUAUCAUCAAGGGUUGUCAAGUACAGGGAGAGGCAGAAUUUUCCAUCAUCAUCAAGAAGAGUAUAUAAGUGAGAAGUCUUUGUUUAUUGUAGAUUUUUGUCUGUUGCUUUACACUUGUGCCUUUCAACGUGAGUUGAAAGUGAGCUUGUCACAAAGUAACACAUUUUAUUCAUUAAAAGUAUUAGAGGCAAGGUGAUCCUGAUUCUUUGUACCAAAGUGAAGUAGCCACUAUCUUUUGAGAGUGGUAGUGGUGGUGGUGAAUUUAUGUAGCAUUGAUUUGCACACUUUAUCCAGUUCUGUUGGGGGUAGAUUUGUGUUACCCAAAGGGAUUUUGCAUGUAACUGAAGUGCCCAUCUUGAUAACUGAUUAUUUAUUUAUUCCCUU
Molecule: messenger RNA, 2718 nt
Organism: Erinaceus europaeus (western European hedgehog)
Lineage: Eukaryota; Metazoa; Chordata; Mammalia; Eulipotyphla; Erinaceidae
Gene: MPP3
Product: MAGUK p55 scaffold protein 3
Exons: 20
Coding region: 397-2268 (623 amino acids)
Cellular component (GO): cell-cell junction; plasma membrane
Molecular function (GO): protein binding
Source: RefSeq, a predicted model, not a curated record